CGGUGGUCGAGUGAGAGUGAGAGUGAGACUCGUCAUAAGCUUGUCGUGUUUUAAGAAACAACCAUUGAAUCAGAUCUACGGACUACAUUUUUUGGGGAGAAAAUAUAUCGCUCAAAAUCAUUCUCAUGAGUUGUGUGCAGAGAGCGUUAGGGAUUCGAUUGCUCUUUCGAUGUUUUUGGGAAGAGUCGAAGUUGAGCUUGGGCAACUGCAACUUCACGUCUAAUGCAUCUGCAACAAGUGACACGGAGUUGGCAGGUCGUAAUUUUGUCAUACCACCGUCCCUGCACAGUCGAUUUUGGCAAAGGACGUCUUCCUCGGUAUGCCAGAUGGCUCGAUCAAACAGCACUUUGUCUAAAGGCAUGGAUCUGAAGGAAGUUCUGCGCAUUCUCUAUCGGUUUGCGCCGUGUUCGCUCGCCGAAGAUUGGGACAACGUGGGGCUGCUUGUCGAGCCCACGCCCCCGCAUCAGGUGACGACGAUGUUCCUGACCAAUGACUUGACGGAGGAGGUUCUGACGGAGGCGAUUGACAAGAGAUCAGAUCUCAUCCUGGCCUACCAUCCUCCAAUAUUUGUGCCUUUGAAGAGAUUGACCAUGGCCAACGCGAAGGAGAGGAUCAUUGUCCGAGCUAUUGAAAACAGAGUGGGCAUUUACUCUCCUCAUACGUGUUACGAUGCCCUCGAGGGUGGAGUAAAUGACUGGUUGGCUGAAGGAUUAGGUACGUGCAGCGUGGAACCCCUGACUACCUCUAGGAAGCCCUUAGCCAAUGGAUGGACCCAUAAGAUAGAAUACCUGGAGACCGAUUCAAGCGCGAUGUCGCUCCCACCAGAUUGGAGUGGGUCCAUCUCGCCAGUGACAAAGAUUCAAACCACAACGGGGAUUCAGUGCGUAGUUACUUGCAGUGAACAAGGGCUUGUGUCAAUCAUGAAAAGUAUGGAAGACCAGCCGGACAUUAAGAAAACUUUCCAGGUCACAAAACUGGAAAAGCUACCAAUUCCAGGUACUGGCACUGGCAGAAUGUGUAAGUUACAAAAUCCUGUUCCCAUGGCAACAUUGGUACAACGUGUCAAAGAGCAUCUCGGCCUGCAACAUGUUCAGCUAGCUCUUGGAAGUCAGAAAUCACAGGACUCGGAAGUCAAGACUGUUGCCAUUUGUGCUGGUUCAGGGGCCAGUGCCCUGCGCCGGGUACCAGCCGAUGUUUACCUCACAGGGGAGAUGUCGCAUCACGACAUCCUGGCUGCUGUGGCCAGGGGAACCAGUGUGAUCCUCUGCAACCACAGCAACACCGAACGUGGAUAUCUACACGUCCUCGGGGCAAAAUUGACGGACCUGCUAAAAGGGGCCGUAAAUGUUGUUGUAUCGUCUGUCGAUGCUGAUCCGUUAAAUGUAGUUUAACGGCCAGUUAAACUAUUCAACAUUUCCACUUUAUCUUGUUGGAGUAAGAGAAAUGCAUGCCAUGAAAUAUUGCAUGCCAAAAUCUAAACAGCAGAAAUUACAGCAUAGAUGAACUUUGAUUUUAGAAAACCUUAUCUGAAAGUCCUAACUUGUUGAAUUGUGCUUCUCUUACCUUCUGACGGUUGAGAGGGGUGUAUUCUAACCUUCCCCACCCUAAUCCCGAACAGAUCUUAGACACCCAAUGCCAGAUGUUUAUUGCAUUUUAAGUUCAUGUGUUUUCCUUUCUUCCAAAGACCAAAUUUAGACUGGAGGAACCUUUUCACCAACUGUUGCUUCACAACCAAGCACAUCAUCCUUCCAAUCUGGUGCAAUCAAUUUGUUUAAAUACAGAUCUUUAAAAUGCGCCUUUGUGUCUCAGUCAACCUGUUUUUCAACUUUUGUU
This is a messenger RNA of Acanthaster planci (crown-of-thorns starfish), 1833 nucleotides long. It is a transcript of the gene nif3l1, whose product is annotated as NGG1 interacting factor 3 like 1. The record is from RefSeq and is a predicted model, not a curated record. Lineage: Eukaryota; Metazoa; Echinodermata; Asteroidea; Valvatida; Acanthasteridae. Gene Ontology annotation, cellular component: mitochondrion; cytoplasm.